This is a messenger RNA of Aspergillus glaucus CBS 516.65, 897 nucleotides long. RefSeq names its product molybdopterin synthase catalytic subunit. NCBI's taxonomy places the organism in Eukaryota, Fungi, Ascomycota, Eurotiomycetes, Eurotiales, Aspergillaceae. Gene Ontology annotation, biological process: Mo-molybdopterin cofactor biosynthetic process. The coding region runs from base 51 to 584 and encodes 177 amino acids. The record is from RefSeq and is a predicted model, not a curated record. The transcript has 3 exons. Gene Ontology annotation, cellular component: cytosol.
UCUCUUCCUUUACACUCUAUAAAAAACAAAGGCACAGAUACACCACCAAAAUGUCCGAUCCCACACCACAACACCAAGACCAGUUACCAGCCCACCUAAACCCAUCAAACUACCCCCAAACCCGCACCCACCCCUCCCUCAACAUCCACCUCACCCUAACCUACGCCCCCCUAAACCCCCAAACUCACAUCAACGCCAUAUCCUCCCCCUCCGCUGGCGCAAACCUCCUCUUCCUCGGCACAACCCGCGACACCUUCGACAACCGCCCCGUCACAACACUCAGCUACACGACCUACCCGAUUCUCGCGUUCAAAACGCUCAUGGAUAUUGCUGAGAACGCGGUUAGAGAGCAUGGACUGUUGGGGGUUAGUAUUGCGCAUCGGCUGGGUGAGGUGCCGGUUGGCGAGUGUUCGAUUGUGGUUGGUGUUAGUGCGGGGCAUCGGGGGGGUGCGUUUCGGGGUGGGGAAGAGGUGCUUGAGAGGUGUAAGGAGAGGGUGGAGGUUUGGAAGAGGGAGGUUUUUGGGGAUGGGGGGAGUGAGUGGAGGGCGAAUACUGAAAGGGAUCGGGAUGGUAAUUUGAAAUAAUUGGAUUUAAGGUGCAAAGCUUCCAAUCGUUGAUGUGCUCCAGAAUCACCUUCGAUGCUGACUCGGGGGUAUCUUGACGGCCGAUACAUUCGACGAAAUCGUUCUCGGGAUCUGCCACCAUUAACACACGAUGUCAUGAGCGAUGGGGAAAAGGGAGAACAUACCCAUGAGAUAGAAAUAGAUACUAUGAUCCACCAAAUAAUCCUCUCCCGGCUUCACAUCCCGCGGCGUACUAAAGUACACCCGGUACAUCUUGCACACAUGCUUCACCUGGUCAUACGUCCCCGUCAACCCAACAAUCCCCGGAUGAAAC